This is a messenger RNA of Chaetura pelagica (chimney swift), 1869 nucleotides long. RefSeq names its product DEAD (Asp-Glu-Ala-Asp) box polypeptide 18 (gene DDX18). Gene Ontology annotation, cellular component: nucleolus. Lineage: Eukaryota; Metazoa; Chordata; Aves; Apodiformes; Apodidae. The transcript is spliced from 14 exons. Gene Ontology annotation, molecular function: ATP binding; nucleic acid binding; RNA helicase activity. The record is from RefSeq and is a predicted model, not a curated record. Gene Ontology annotation, biological process: maturation of LSU-rRNA from tricistronic rRNA transcript (SSU-rRNA, 5.8S rRNA, LSU-rRNA). Bases 1 to 1869 code for a protein of 622 amino acids.
AUGGCUGGAGCCGAGGAGCAGCUCCGAGCUCUGGCCAACCGGAGAGCCCCGUCUGAUAGGGCUCCAACAUUCCUGGCCCUGGGAAUUACGGAACGGGAGGCGGCGGCCCCGGAGGCCCCGGAGGAGGUGGAGGCGGCCCCGGAGGCCGGAGCGGGCGGGGAUGAGAAGAGGAAGAAGAAGAAGAAGAACAAGAGGAAAGCCGCGGCUGCUGCGGAAGGGGAUACAGAAACUAAAAAAGCCAAAACUGAAGAAGAUGAACCUGUUCAGGUAGAAGAUGAGGAUAAGCAGGAUUCUGGAGAGAAAGAAGUGGAAGAGGAAGAGGGGGACGAGGAGGAGGAUGAAGUGCCCAGCUUACCACUGGGUGUAACAGGUGCUUUUGAAGACAAUUCUUUUGCUUCCCUGGGUGGUGUUGUCAGUGAGAAUACUUUGAAAGGCAUAAAUGACAUGGGUUUUACGCACAUGACUGAAAUUCAGCAUAAAAGUAUUAAGCCACUUCUGGAAGGCAGGGAUAUUUUGGCAGCUGCAAAGACAGGCAGUGGCAAAACACUCGCGUUUCUUAUUCCUGCAGUAGAGCUCAUCUACAAGCUAAAAUUCAUGCCUAGAAAUGGAACGGGUGUUAUUAUUCUCUCUCCUACCCGAGAGCUUGCUAUGCAAACCUAUGGAGUUCUUAAAGAACUUAUGAACCAUCAUGUUCACACCUAUGGUCUGAUAAUGGGGGGCAGUAAUAGAUCAGCAGAAGCACAGAAACUUGGAAAUGGCAUCAACAUCAUUGUAGCAACACCAGGAAGAUUGCUGGAUCAUAUGCAGAACACUCCAGGUUUCAUGUAUAAGAACUUGCAGUGUUUGGUAAUUGAUGAGGCAGAUCGUAUCUUGGAGGUUGGAUUUGAAGAAGAAAUGAAACAGAUCAUAAAGCUUCUACCAAAGCGCAGACAGACAAUGCUUUUUUCUGCUACACAAACCAGAAAGGUUGAAGAUCUGGCAAAGAUCUCUCUGAAGAAAGAGCCACUAUAUGUUGGGGUUGAUGAUAACAAGGAGACAGCAACAGUAGAUGGUCUUGAACAGGGGUAUGUAGUGUGUCCAUCUGAGAAAAGAUUCCUUUUGCUCUUCACAUUCCUCAAGAAGAACCGAAAGAAGAAACUAAUGGUAUUUUUUUCUUCAUGUAUGUCUGUGAAGUACCACUAUGAAUUACUCAACUAUAUCGACCUGCCAGUUUUGGCCAUUCAUGGCAAGCAGAAACAAACCAAACGUACUACAACAUUUUUCCAGUUCUGUAAUGCAGAAUCUGGAAUUCUGCUGUGCACUGAUGUAGCUGCAAGAGGACUGGAUAUUCCUGAAGUUGACUGGAUUGUCCAGUAUGACCCUCCAGAUGAUCCAAAAGAAUAUAUUCAUCGUGUUGGCAGAACUGCCAGAGGCAUAAAUGGUAGAGGACACGCUCUGCUCAUUUUACGGCCAGAAGAACUGGGCUUCCUUCGCUACCUUAAACAGGCCAGGGUGCCACUAAGUGAAUUUGAAUUUUCCUGGUCAAAAAUUUCAGACAUCCAGUCUCAGCUGGAGAAACUGAUUGAGAAGAACUACUUCCUUCACAAGUCAGCCCAGGAAGCAUACAAAGCUUACAUUAGAGCUUAUGACUCCCAUUCUCUGAAGCAGAUCUAUGAUGUCAAUAACUUGGAUCUUCCCAAAGUCAGCCUUUCGUUUGGUUUUAAAGUUCCUCCAUUUGUUGACCUCAAUGUCAACAGCAACCAUGGCAGAAGACUACAGAAAAGAGGUGGAGGUGGGGGCUUUGGUUACCAGAAACCAAAGAACGUCCACAAAGCUAAGAUCUUCAAAAACAUUAGCAAGAAAUCGGAUCAUCGGCAGUUCUCUCGUUAG